CAGUUGCGGCACUGCUGCGCGCCCGAAUGCAAGGAGACCUUUGCCACUGCAGGACGACCCUUCCCCCGAUGCGCCGGUUGCGGCAUACUGUGCUACUGCUCGCGGGAGUGCCAGAAGAGCGCCUGGAAACAUGCGAAGGCACCUCACAAGGAGGUGUGCCCCAAGCUGCGGGUGCUGCACGAACGGACGAAUCUUCCGCAGAAACAAGUCCCGGAUCGAUUC
Messenger RNA from Fomitopsis serialis, 222 nucleotides. RefSeq lists its product as uncharacterized. Lineage: Eukaryota; Fungi; Basidiomycota; Agaricomycetes; Polyporales; Fomitopsidaceae. The record is from RefSeq and is a predicted model, not a curated record. The annotation marks the transcript as partial. The transcript has a single exon.